CAUGAGUCUUUUAAGAGAAAACUUGACAUAUUCCUAAAGUCUAAGGACAGUUUCACUGUGAUAUACUAACACUUUUCAUUCUCCCUCUUUUAUGGUUAAUAUACCUAGGUUCCAGUCUGGAGGCAUUUGUGAUACACUACUACCGAAUAUGGAAGCCCUUUAAGCAAAAGCUUCUUCUGUUCCUUCCAGAACCAUUUGACCAAUUUGUUUCAGGGUUUCGACGCGGUAAAUUAAAUGUGGCGGAUCAAGUGUUUCGACUGAAGGUUAGCGUACAUUAAUUUGGUUUAUUGAAAUCUAAUGUUGCUCAGUCAUACAUUAGUGGUCGUGCCUAUUAUGUUAAAUCAUCAAUUUAUAGAGCCAAAAGCAUAUCUAUUUCGUGUGGGAAUUCAUGGUACCUUUAUCUCACUAUUCAUAUAUGAAUGAGUAUACAAUUUAAAUGUACAUAGGUUCAUUUAAAUUGUACACUUAUCAGUCAGUCAUCUACAACGUCAUAUGUGUCAUUGUGUACUCUUCACUUACUACUCUUGUCAAUCGUUUCUCUUUUCACGUUAUCCAGUCUAAGUUGUAGUGUAUAUACUUCAGCGUUUAUAUAUAAACGCUGGGCACGAUUAUAAUAGUGAUAGUAAGGACAAAAGGCCUACUUUUGGUGGAGUUUUGUUUUCUGAGCUGGAUGGUUUGGUCGUGGAGCUUUCAUCGUCCUUCUGAACGACAUCAGCACAAAUUUCGAAAGGCCUACGUCCUGUGUUAUUUUUCUCAUAUGCUUCUGUGAGUGUCUAUUCUUCUCUUGAAUGAGUCAAUGGCUACAGAAUAAUCGGACUCUGGAGCAAUGAUAAGGUCGCAAAAACUUUCAGCCUCGACCACAUAGCUUCAAUGUUGUUUGUGUGCACUCCGGUUGCCGAGUACACAAAUUGCCACUUGUGGAUAACGACACGAUGCACAUAACCAAUAUAUGUAGGAGUCUGUACGGUUUCUAAUCAUCCGUAUAUAUUGUAGUACCUGGCUGCAACCAGUGUUACCGAUGCUUUUAUUAUCCAGUUCGCAAUAAUUGUCAUAAGUUGCCCUAGUUAUUAAUUAUAUAUGGGGUUUUCAUCACGAACUGACAUCAGCUAUAAUGCAAAAACUCUCUUUAGCCAAAUAGAUGAACGACUUUCGUGGAAAAUCCGAGAUCUGCUGUCUUAUACCUGAUUGGUUCGUCCACAAACUAUAGUCUCGCCAGAUUUUCCUUUCUUUUGUGAAUAUAAGUCUCUACUCUCUGAUUUCACAAUCCACAAUACUAGUACUGUUUAACUUAGUUUUGAUUCAUUGUAUGUUGCUCAAAAGUCCCAAAACUUCCACCCUAUAUAUCAUAAAUAUUCUACAGAAAAUGUUGUAAAGGAAUCCGAUUUUCUGAAACUUUUAUCAGUCACUAAAAAUCAUACAUGUAUUGGUCCUCCGGAUAUUUUUAUAGGAAGUGUUGUUAUGAAGCAUAUUUACUUGAUGUGAUGAACCGCUGUUUCUGGUGAGUUGUUUAUGUCAAUCAGUGUGCGGUUCAUUUAUGACUUGGUUAUGUAAGUAACUUUCCUCUCGGAAUAUAUUAAAGUUUACCCUGCUACGCAGUCGACAAUUAUCAUUAAACAACUGUAAUAUAAAUACAGACGAUUCAAGGAUAUGGAAGAAUGACAUUCUGUUGUAUAGAAAACUCGCUUGCUUUUCCUCUUCGAGAAGUACGCUUGAAGGAUUGAUUUAGUAAAGAUGGAAACCUAUGAUGUGAAAUCAAGCCAGUGUCAUGUUGGGAUUUUGUUCUGCAGUGAAUGCAACAACAUGUUGUAUCCUAAAGAGGAUAAGCGUACAAAAACAUUAUACUACGCAUGUCGUAACUGUGAUUAUUCCCAGGAAGCAGACAAUCCCUGUGUUUAUAUCAACAAACUGGAACAGGAAGUUGAUGAAUUGGCUUUAAUUGUACCGGAUGUUGUUCAUGAUCCAACACUGCCUCGAACAGAAGAUCAUAUAUGUCGUCGAUGCGGUAAACAAGAAGCUGUAUUUUUUCAAUCACAGACAUUGAAAGCGGAAGAAAAUAUGCGUUUAUAUUAUGUUUGUACCAAUGUUGACUGUUUACAUAAAUGGACUGAAUAGAUAUUGUACAUAUAUAUGCUAUGAAAGGAAGUCCUGAAUAAGAACUAAACUUGUAAAAUAAGUAUUACGAAAGUUUUGAAUUUGAGUCAUUUACAUAGAACUUUACUUAUGUUCUUAUUGAUGGUCACCUACCUAACACGGGAGAUUCUCAAUUUAUUGACGUAUUUUGAUAUGAUGAUGAAGAGAACCAAUUGUUUUAAGCACAGUUGGCUCUUAAAUCGAUCGUUAUCUCUAACCGCCUCUUUACAUCUCGACAUAAUGCAAGCGAUGUAGCGUCACCUAGACUAAUUAGCCACAUUUCAAAUUUGCCGAUAGGAUUCGAUUAACACGAAGAAGGACUUGAAAAACAUGGCAUUAGUCACUAUCUAAUGAUCAUUCAAUUGUAAAAAUCGUGUUAUCAUUGAGAAAACUGUACGCAUGAAGUAGUUUAUGCGUCAAUGGUGUGUUUUUUAUUCUAACAUUAAUUUCUUACCAUGUUCAUCAAUUCGAAAUUCAACCAAUGUCAGAACUGAUCUUUUAGUGUAUAAGAUGAAAGAUGGUAGUCAUCUUUCGGUGGUGCCAACAUGGUUUGUGUAGGGUAGGUUCUAGAUAAUCUACUUGACAUAAGCGUAGAAUACUUACCAAUUACUAACCGUUAUCCUCAACACAAAUUUCAAGGGGAAACUUAUAACAAUUACAAAUUUAUUCUUGUAUAAUCAAUGAUGGGUUUCUCACUCUCUGUUACAUUGAAGGCAUUUCAUCGUGACACAAGACAAUAGUUCCAAAGUAAUAUCAACUGUUUUCACAGUACUCAUUUGAAAAGAAAUUUAUCAAUCAAUUUAGAUGUUUUCUAGAAUUCUGAUAUGCUUGGAAAGGUACGAAAAUAUCAGUUAUUGGACGUUUCAUUCCAUUAUAAACAUCGUGCCAGUUAGUUUGGAUGGAAAUUAAUAGAAUUUCACAACUCAGUAAUACAUACGUUUAUUUUGAGAUAAUCUUGAUCACAUAAGAAUGUUUCGUAAAAAGAAUAUUAGAACGUAACACGAUAAUGAUGGAUAAGAUACUAGUGUUUACCGUAAACAAGUAAUAAUUCAGAAACUUUAAUGAGCAAGUUUACGGUUGAAUACUCGUAUGCUUAUUUAACUCUUAAAUGCCCCUAAGUGACCUGGUACGGCCGCGACUAGGGGGAAUCAGCUCUUCGUCUCGAAAUGCUCUCAAGUUUCCAUGUCCAUACAACCACUGCCAGGGAAGUCUUACACACUGCCUUCUCGUGUUGGGGAUGUUGUUUACGAAAUUAGGAAGACGAAAAUCGAAAGUCCAUCGCUUUAACCAAGUUGGUGGGCACGAAGAGUGCACCUGAGGAAGUUGGACAACUCUGAUUCUGAAACAGUGGUGCACAUGGGUUGGCUUCAGUGUCCUGAAGGAGAGAAUGGUGCAAGAAUCAGUCGAUGGUCACUAGUUACUAUGGAACUGCAUCUCCCAGUGUUGCUCCACUUGCUUGAUGAAUAAACCUUAAGGUCGAAGACUCCGAGUGUGGCCCUCUAAGAAAACCAUGUGCUCCUGUCUGGGCACCCGAGCAGUAUCACAGCCCACGCACAAAUCAACUUAAUUGUGUGGCUCAUAUGUAUUCGGCGCCUUUUUCCCAAUAGGUACAUGUUCAAAUAAUAAUUAUGAAUAAUAUUGGCUGCUUACCACCACUAAUAUGUAUACAGUGUAAUAUCGAGGUAUGAUAUGAUGUGAAAUAAUUUACACUGAUAACGGAAAAAUAUUACGAUAACUUAGAUUAUCAAUAAUAGCUACAUAGAUACUCGACCCACGAACUUUGAAAGUGGUAACAUUUUUUCACGUGGUUUAGGUAUUCUUCGACUUGCUCUUUUGUAAGGUGUAUUAUGCUGUGGUCAUCAUCCUACCCUGUACAUCUGGUACAUGUUACCCCGAAAAAUAAGAAAAAACGCUUUUUUUUAUUCGAUCGAAUUUGUUGCUAAUACAAUUGGCAGUGGUUACCUGGUUAUCGGGUGAUGACCAGAAAACCUCAGUGCGGUGUGUUCUGUUGUACCUAUUGACAUCUGAGGUUGCUAGCAACUUCCCGUUACUUGGAACUUCUUCGAAACGACCACUUCAAAAAUGCCGCUUUUUCUUCUGCAUACUAAGUAACCUAUAUUUAGUAUUUAAACUUCAGGUGCAUUAACAAGUCGCUUUUUAUCAUCAUCUGUUAACGAAAAAGACCUUGUGAAGCUCUACGACAUGGCAACACAAGGUUACUUUCACGAUGUCAGAGACAAAGUGAUAAAGCAUAAAAGACGGGCAGGUGUGCCUGCAUAUAUAUACAUAUAUGUACUAAUUGAAAGUGACAACUUUCCUUACGGCUCUAUAGUUACAGUCAUCAGUGUUAACGGAUAUAACCGUAAGUUUAGUCAUUGAGAUAUCGCUGUGACUUCCUUCGUUUUUUUAACUUCAGAAUUCACGGAACGACUAUUUCAGUUCUCAAUAGCCGAACGAUUGUGGCUAAAGGCAAUAGUCCGCGCAAUUUUCUUGAUUUUCUACCUAAUUUUUAAUAAACAUUAUUUUGUAAAAGAGCUUACUUUAUUACUUACAUGGGAAACUAAAGAAGUGUUGAGAAUGCCUUGUCAAUAAUACAACACCUGUUUCAUCUUUUGCAGAUCCCUUCUAACAACAAUGAAAUGGCAAUUACCAUGGUUAUGCUAAACGAUUGAUGCUAAAGCUUCUGCUAUAAUUUUGUACAAUGAUACGAUUUUCCUUUACAAUAAAAUUAUAUAAAAAUGUAUCAGUUUUCUCGUGGCUUGCAGUUUUAGUGUGGUUUGUUUUUGAAAUAAAGGCAGACAUAGAAGACAUUUAGGGUUAUGCCAAUGGAUCAGAAAUAGGCAGUUAUGCGUGUAUUUCUGCGAAAGGUAAAAAAUUAGGCUUAUAUAUGUAGACGAAAUGUAGGCAGUUCGGCAGAAAUUUAGUUGAAAAGUAGACAAUUCAACAGAUAUUCGGGUUAGAUGUCGGCCAUUCGGCAGAAAUUUGGGCGAGAUGUGGACAAAUCAGCGGAUAUUUCGGGGAAAAGUAGACGGAAAAGCGCAUAUUUAUGCGAAAAAGAGGGGAUUCCGCGGAUAUUUAGGGGAAAUCCGCGGUAUUUCCUUCGGACAGGCGAAAAAAGGCGACAUUCUGAUGAGGUUUCCCUUUUCU
This is a messenger RNA of Schistosoma haematobium, 5277 nucleotides long. RefSeq names its product DNA-directed RNA polymerase II subunit RPB9. Lineage: Eukaryota; Metazoa; Platyhelminthes; Trematoda; Strigeidida; Schistosomatidae. The record is from RefSeq and is a predicted model, not a curated record. Gene Ontology annotation, cellular component: RNA polymerase II, core complex. Bases 1732 to 2112 code for a protein of 126 amino acids. The transcript has 6 exons. Gene Ontology annotation, biological process: transcription-coupled nucleotide-excision repair; maintenance of transcriptional fidelity during transcription elongation by RNA polymerase II; DNA-templated transcription. Gene Ontology annotation, molecular function: DNA-directed RNA polymerase activity; nucleic acid binding; zinc ion binding.